CUUUUUAAACAUUUGUUUUCUAUCCCACCACUGAUGAUAGGAUAAUAAUAAUAAUAAUAGUUUAUUUCUGAAAACUUGAUGACAAUGUGGUACCAACUAUGUUUACUUUCAACACUUGUUAGGUUAUCAGGGGUACCAGUUAAUACUAGAUCAAGUAAUAGAUUUUAAUUAAAAAUAAAUAACCUAUAAAUCAAAUUAAGUAUUCGAAGUGACAUCAAUAAUGUCGUCGCCAAAUCCGUAUGUGAAACAUUAUAAUAAAACAAAACGAGUAGGACCGAAAUCACGGCAGAUUUCGUCACCCGAUAAAAAAAAAAAAGAAAGGUAGUGUGAAUAUUAAAAAAAAAUCAGAGCAACCGCAGGAAUGUGACAACAACAUCAAUCCUGACCCUGCUGUUAGCGAGAAGACGAUCGAUAAAAAAGGAGAAAAGAAGUGCGAGGAAGAAAAAGGACCUCAAAUUCCUGAAACAAAUAUCUAUACUCGUAUGAAAAAAAUUGAAAUGGAGUUAUAUAGAUUGAGGAAGGGUAUGGGUGAAUUGAAGAAGGAAAUGAACGAAUUGAACGAUACAAUAAAAUCAUGGAUGCGAAUGAUGGGCUAUAAUCAGCCACUUCCACAAGAUCGCCCCACAUAUUUACCCAGCUAUACACCGACAGUUCCACCUCCGCAACCUCCGCCUUCAUAUCCACUUCAGCCACCACCAUCUUCUUAUCCACCACCACCACCACCACCUCCAUCUUCAUAUCCACCACCACCACCUCCAUCUUCAUAUCCACCACCACCACCUCCAUCUUCAUAUCCACCACCACCACCUCCAUCUUCAUAUCCACCACCACCACCUCCAUCUUCAUAUCCACCACCUCAGUCUUCAUAUCCACCUCCACCAUCAAUUCAUGUGCCACCACAAUCAGGACAUUACUAUCCCUACAGUAAUUGAUAAUUAAAAUCAA
This is a messenger RNA of Cotesia glomerata, 945 nucleotides long. RefSeq names its product leucine-rich repeat extensin-like protein 6. NCBI's taxonomy places the organism in Eukaryota, Metazoa, Arthropoda, Insecta, Hymenoptera, Braconidae. Bases 483 to 932 code for a protein of 149 amino acids. The transcript has 5 exons. The record is from RefSeq and is a predicted model, not a curated record.